AUAAUAUAAUUGAUUAUUCGAAUUCCGAAAGGAAAAGGAGAAACAUAUGGGUCGGUAAUAAAUGAAAUGAUUGAAUGAAUGCUAUAUUAAAGUCUCAAUCGAACUGAAAAUUUUGUUGUUUUUAUUUAUUUUUCUUUUCUUGUCCGAUUUAACCGCUUCUUCUUUCGGGCGAUCCCCGAAUUUCGGAGUUUCACUGGUUUUGGAUUUUUUUGGAAAUCGGCGUUGAUAGGGGAGGGAAUAUCUGAAAAUCAAAAUCCAAAAACCUCUCGGUUCUUCCAAUGAUGCACCGUUUCGUUGACAAUGUUCUUGCUGUUACCAAAGAGUCGGUGAAGACAUUUACUUAUGAGUCUCUGCACAACAUUGCAAGAUUGAUUAAUGGAGUGUCGGCACUUCUGUUGACCCUUUUACCGGGGAAGGGUUUGAUCCUCGAAGGCAUUCAUGGCUGGGAGCUUAGACCGACCUUUCGCGGCCCUCGAUUUCCACGCUGGAUGGAAAACGGAGUGUCCUCUUUCAAUAAUUUCAUUCAUGAGCUUUCGGUGGAUUCUGAUACUUCGAGCUCGGACUACUCAUCUGGAGAAGAAGAUAAUGAUGCUGGUAUAUAUCCUGUAUCUCCAUCAACGCAUAGUUCCCGAGCUUCUAGAUCUAGUACAUCUGCGAAGUAUGAUAGGCGUCGAAUUGGAUGGAUUGGAUAUUUAUUCUUAUGGAUUUUGUUUCCUAUAAAAUUCAUGCUUGGGAUUCCGUAUCGUGCUUUCCGGUAUUCUUGUUGUGGGUCACAAUCCUACUCCCCUCCAGUAAGCAAUCAUUCAACAAAUGUAUCUUCUAUUAAGAGAGUACAAUCCCUUAUGGAUCAUAUUGUUCACCGCACAACUGACAGGAGACGCGGAGUUGUUGAGGAUCUUCAUCUAGCAAUAGAGAUCUCUAUAGAAGCGAUAUUUGAUGUUGUGCACAAGGUAGCACAUUUUCUUCUCUCACCAUCAAAGGCUUUCAGAUUACUAUUUUGGUGGUAUUCCUCACACGACAGUGUUGGUAAAGAAAAUGAUGGAAGUCCUUCAGAAGCUUCUGUUUCCACUGCUACGCUUGGAGAAAAUGAUCCAUGUCCUACAGAAAGGACUACCACUUUUCAUGACUCUCUGAAUACAGAUGCUAGGACUUGUCAGGAUGUCAUAACAGAGCUAGGGUAUCCAUAUGAAGCGAUUCGUGUGAUCACCAAUGAUGGUUAUGUUCUCCUUUUGGAAAGAAUUCCCAGACGCGACUCACGGAAAGCUGUUUAUCUACAACAUGGGAUUUUGGAUUCAUCUAUGGGUUGGGUGUCCAAUGGGGUUGUUGGUUCACCGGCUUUUGCAGCAUUUGAUCAAGGAUAUGAUGUUUUCCUUGGGAACUUUCGUGGUUUAGUUUCUAGGGAGCAUAUUGACAAAAAUAUAUCCUUGCGACAGUACUGGCGAUAUUCCAUCAAUGAGCACGGGACUGAGGAUAUUCCUGCAUUAAUUGAGAAGAUUCACGAAGUUAAAACAUUUGAAUUGAAGCUUAGUCAACCAGAUACUGAGGAAGAAACAAGUGGUGAUCAGCCAUACAAGGUUUGUGCAGUAUGUCAUAGUUUGGGAGGCGCAGCCAUGCUGAUGUACGUUGUAACACAAAGGAUUCAGGAAAAGCCACAUAGACUCUCAAGAUUGGUCUUGUUGUCACCUGCCGGUUUCCAUGAUGAUUCCACCCUAGUAUUCACAGUGGUGGAGCGUCUGUUUCUUAUUUUGGCUCCUCUUUUGGAACCCCUUUUUCCUGGCUUAUACAUACCAACCAGGUUUUGCCGUAUGCUCCUGAACAAGUUGGCACGGGACUUCCAUACUUACCCUGCUGUUGGAGGACUAGUUCAAACGUUAAUGAGUUAUGUCGUUGGCGGCGAUAGCUCAAAUUGGGUUGGAGUCUUAGGCUUGCCACAUUACAAUAUGAAUGAUAUGCCGGGAGUAUCAUUUCACGUGGCUCUACAUCUUGCACAGAUGAAGCGUUCAGGACGAUUCAGAAUGUAUGAUUAUGGCAGUGCGUCUGCUAAUAUGGAGAUAUAUGGAUCUCUGGAACCAUUAGACGUCGGUGAGUACUACGAGUUCAUUGACAUCCCGGUUGAUCUGGUUGCUGGACGGAAGGACAAGGUGAUCCGUCCAUCUAUGGUGAGGAAGCACUACAAGUUGAUGAAGGAAUCAGGGGUGGAUGUAUCAUACAACGAAUUUGAGUAUGCCCAUUUGGAUUUCACAUUCUCCCACCGUGAAGAACUCUUGGCAUACGUCAUGUCCCGCUUGAUGCUUGUGGAACCUACGCCUGUGCUGAAACCUUGUCAGAAGAAAGCUCCGAGGUUGAAGAGAAAAGGACAGAAGGUUGAAGAAACGGCAACAGGCUACUAGUUUGAUGAAAAUUUCGCCUGUGCACUUCCUACUUUUUUUGCUUCAGGAUUUGGCAUGCGCGUUGUAGUUCAGAUACGGAUUGCUAUUGUAGAUUGAAUACGCCCAUAACUAGACUCAGCGUCACUUGUAUAAAAUGCGGCCGCCUCCCACCAUCGUGGGUCAUACCAAAUUGUUUGUCCAGUGCUCAAAUUUAUAUACACAACACGGUUUGUAAUUGUAGUUGGUUUAUGAAAUCUGAUCUAUUGUUGUGUGACCUGUAACACACUUGAUUGGAUAAUGCUUUUGCAACCCUUCAUUAUAUUUGUUGUUGAGACCUUCGUUAUAUUGGUUGUUGAGAGGUUUCCGUGGUUGAAUAGAAAAGGACAUAAGGUUGAAGAAA
Molecule: messenger RNA, 2769 nt
Organism: Morus notabilis
Lineage: Eukaryota; Viridiplantae; Streptophyta; Magnoliopsida; Rosales; Moraceae
Exons: 9
Coding region: 279-2390 (703 amino acids)
Biological process (GO): lipid metabolic process
Source: RefSeq, a predicted model, not a curated record